Molecule: messenger RNA, 2371 nt
Organism: Xiphophorus maculatus (southern platyfish)
Lineage: Eukaryota; Metazoa; Chordata; Actinopteri; Cyprinodontiformes; Poeciliidae
Product: obscurin-like
Exons: 14
Coding region: 229-2178 (649 amino acids)
Biological process (GO): cell surface receptor signaling pathway
Molecular function (GO): transmembrane signaling receptor activity
Source: RefSeq, a predicted model, not a curated record
UGUGAAGUUAGUAUGAAAGGGAAGGAAACACAGAGAGGGGAUUGUAAGAGGAAGACGCAUGAAACUUAUUGAUGUCAUAUAUAUUUUAGACUUAACUUCUCCUUUUAUAUGAACACAAUUCAAACCAAGUAGACGCCUUUCAGUUGAGCUGUGCAGCCGUUCUGGAUGCCAGGAUGAAACCUGCUCUGCUCUGCAUGCUGGGCUUUUUCUUGCUCAGUUCUUUGCUUCAUGGACGUGCUGAUGGUAACUGAUAAACCCAGAGCCACCCUGACACCAGAGACAAGAAUCAUACCAGCAGGGGGCAGUGUUAUACUGACCUGCUCUGUGGACGGAUCUACUGGCUGGGACUUUUACUGGAUCAGAAAUGGACAAUAUUAUCCUGUAGUUGGAUCCUUCAAAUACACAGAACCACAUAGAACCAUCAGAGUCUCAGAGGGAGGAAAUUACAGCUGCAUAGGAAGAAUAAGAGGAGACUCAUCUUUUCAAUCAGAAACCAGUGAAGAGGUCACCAUUCAGAAAACUGUUUCUAAGCCGACUGUGAUCCUGCAACCAGGCUGGUCUCUGAACGAAGAUAAAGUCCAUCUGGAGUGUUAUAUCCAGAAACGAGCUCAGUGGACGUAUGAAUGGAGAAAAAACAAUUUCAAUUAUAAUCCAACAUCCAGGAUCAUCACAGCUGACAGUGGAGAUUAUAGCUGCAAAGGAACAAGUGACUAUUUGUUAACACAGUGGAGUGAUGUCAUCACAUUAACUAUCUCUCCCAAUAAACCCAGUUUGAUUCUGCAACCCAACUGGUCUCAGAUCUACAUAGGAGAGAAAGUCAGUCUGAGAUGUGAGAUCCAGGGAGGAACUGAGUGGACGUAUGAAUGGAGACCAACCAAUAGAAACUUUCCAUCAUCCAGUGAAUACAACAUCAUAUCAGCUACUGAGUCCCACAGUGGAGAACACAGCUGUAGAGGAAAAAGAGGGUUUUCCUUUACACCAUGGAGUAAUGUUGUUAAAAUAACUGUAUCACCCAAACCUCAGCCUGUCCUCUCUGUGUCUCCAUCAUGGCCGAAUCCUGGAGCCUCAGUGACUCUGAGCUGUGAGGGUUUGAAGCAUCAAUCAGCAGGAUGGAGGUUCUUCUGGUAUAAAGAUGUUCCUGAUCCAUCCAGCAACUCCUACAGCAUUGAGCUGCUGCCUGGCAGCACCAAUGGGACUGAGCAGAACUCCUUCAUCAUUAAUGGACCGACUCACACAGCAGGAUUUGUGUGCAGAGCAGGAAGAGAAGAACCAAAGUUUUACACUGAUUACAGUAAACCAAAGUUUGUCUGGUCUGCAGAUCCUCGUCCAGCAGCUUCUCUCUCAGUGAAUCCUGACAGAGUUCAACACUUCAGAUACGACUCUGUGUCUCUGAGCUGUGAGGGAAACUCUACUGAGUGGAGAGUGAUGAUGUUUAUAGAAAGAGAAGGACUGUCAGACUUUACCUGCUCCUCCUGGGGGAACAUGACUGGAUCUACAUGCACCAUUAACAUUUCCUGGAAUAAUAGUGGAGUGUUCUGGUGUGAGUCAAAAUCUAGAGAGUUUAGCAACGCUGUCAACAUCACUGUACAGGCUCAUUAUCAUGAUGGUGUUAUCCUGGUGAGCCCUGUUCAUCCUGUGACUGAAGGAGAUCCUGUUACUCUGAGCUGCAGAUAUAAAAAGCAAAAUCUUCUCUCCAAUGUGUUUUUCUAUCAUAAUAAUAAACUCAUCAAUAAUGACAGCAGAGAGGAGCUGAAGAUCUCUGCAGUGUCAAAGUCAGAUGAAGGUUUCUACAAAUGUCAACAUUCAGGAAAAGAGUCACCAAGGAGCUGGAUGUCUGUUAGAGUAACUGUAUCCAGUCCUGUCAGUUCUUCAUUUCCUGUCAUGUUGAUCGUUGGACCAGUUGUUGGAAUCGUUCUCAUUAUUCUCAUUAUUGUCCUUCUCUUGUUGUGGCGCCGCAGACGGUCCAAAGAUUUAAGCAGUAACAGAUUGAAUCAACCAGAGAGCAUCAAUCCAGCCUCAGCUACAAAUCAUGAAGUGACCCAGAAUGACGGUUCUGUUUACAGUUCUCUGCUUCAUGGUGACACUUCCCUCUAUGAGACAAUCCAACUCAGCAGAGCCUCAGGAAACGCAGAGAAGAUUUAUCAUCCAGCAGAAGAUACUGACUAUGCUAAUUGCUAACCCAGGAAAGAGGAAUGUGAUGGUUCGUUCUCCAUCAGGGCUGGUCCAAGGCAAAGGCAACACAAGCUGAGUGUCUGCUUAGGGCCCGGGGCUGUUAGGGGGCCCUGUAAGUGGAAGUGAUUCAUUUUUUUAUUAAUGAUUUCUAUGUGAUUACAUUAACAAAAACACACAAUUUCCUUAUAAAGUUGUAAGU